Molecule: messenger RNA, 1191 nt
Organism: Rosa rugosa (rugosa rose)
Lineage: Eukaryota; Viridiplantae; Streptophyta; Magnoliopsida; Rosales; Rosaceae
Product: protein HYPER-SENSITIVITY-RELATED 4-like
Exons: 2
Coding region: 1-1191 (396 amino acids)
Molecular function (GO): ATP hydrolysis activity; ATP binding
Source: RefSeq, a predicted model, not a curated record
AUGACCUUACUAGUUGAGGAAUACCAUGGCUUUUGUGACAAUGAAAUUUACCAUGCUGUGGAGCACUACUUGCAUAGCAAAAUCAGCCCAAAUACUCGACUCCUUAAAAUAGCGCAAACCUGGCGAGACACUAGUUCCUCCUACCAAUUUGUUGACAGGCAAGAGUUUGAAGACGUGUAUGAGGGCAUUGAGCUGAAAUGGAAGUUCAGUUCCACUUCAAAUCAGCAAAGCUUCCAGCUUAUGUUUGACGUAAGGCACAAGGAAGCAGUGGGGUGUUCUUACAUUCCUUAUGUUUUGAAGAGGUUUAAGGCCAUGAAAGAGGAAACAAAGAUUGUCAGGCUGUGCACACUUGCGAGGAAAAAUGGGCAUAACAUCAAGUGGCAAUCAAUAACAUUCGGAAACUACUCUGCCACAUUUGCUACUCUAGCCUUGGAUCCCAAGCUGAAGACAUCGAUUUUAGAGGAUUUGAACCGGUUUGUGAAGGGCAAAGAGUUCUACCAAGGUGUAGGAAGGGCUUGGAAGAGAGGCUAUCUUCUAUAUGGUCCCCCCGGCACUGGUAAAUCCUCCCUGAUAGCUGCAAUUGCUAAUCAUCUCAAGUUCAACAUCUAUGACUUGCAGCUCUCACAUUUGAAAUCCGAUGUGGAACUGAGAAGUGUACUAGUUGCAACCACAAACCAAUCCAUACUUGUGAUUGAGGAUAUAGAUUGCGGUCUGAAGCUACAAGAUAGAACCCUUGUUAAGACAACCAGCAGUUCGAAAGAGAAAGACCGAGCAGAUGAGCCUUUGAUUACACUUUCUGGCCUACUGAACUUCAUAGAUGGCCUAUGGUCUGGUUCAGCAGAGCAAAGGAUAAUCAUAUUCACUACCAAUCACAAGGACAAGCUUGACCCUGCAUUGCUGCGUCCGGGACGAAUGGAUAUGCAUAUCCACAUGUCAUAUUGCACCUUUGGUGGGUUCGAAACCUUGGCGCGCAAUUACUUGGGGAUCAAAGAACACCAGCCUUUGUUUGAUGAGAUUGAAAGCCUGCUGCAAAAUGCAGAGGUCACUCCUGCACAAGUGGCGCAAGAGCUGAUGAAGAGUGAGGAUGCUGAAGUUGCACUCCAAGGUCUGAUCACAAUGCUGAGGGAGAAGAUCGAACAUCAAAGGGUUGGAGAUCAAAUUAAAAUGAGAGAAGAUGAAGACAGUGUGUAG